AUUGCUGCAGAAGGAAGAUGUUGGAAUGACCCAGGAAAAUGAAUAUCACGUCUAUGAGUCUCAGAUCAGGGCAAUCACGGAUCUUGCAAAUCACACACCUCUUUGAUGAGGUGUGAGGAGCGUCGCUGGCAAAGGAGGUAGCAUUGUAGUGGUUACAACACCUGAUGAGCCAGUGUUCCAGGAAUUGAAUUUUGACUUAUUUGGACAAUGGUCCAGUUGAAAAAGCUGACAGCUUUGUAACAGCUUUUCAAGGCUUAUACGAAGAUGAAGCUGUUGAACCGAUACUUUCCAUUAGUGCUUAAUUUCCAAAUUAAUCCUGAUUCUUAUUUUUAUGAAGUUCUGGUAAAGACCAAAACACUAAGGAAAUGGCAGUCCCAAUGCUAAUCCUGUGGUAUGGUCUCUUAAUUUUAUUGUAGUAUAAAUGGGAACAGCGGCUAUAAAGUUUGUAUUCUGCCAAUACAGUCAUUACCAGAGUUUAGGAUCCCACCAUCAAAUUUUAGUGGCUUUUUUUUUUUGUGGUUGUUCCUUUUGUCUAUUUUUCUAAGCAAACUAAUUCACUAAUUCCAUUUGAAAGUUUGGUGACACAAAGUAGACUCUAAUUUCGUUAAGAUUAGUGCUUCUUUAAUGUUACAAUCAUUUUGCCAUGUUGGAAGACACUUUUUUGGAAGAAGACAUCUGGGAAUAUAAAUCCAAAAGAAAGCCAAAGUCGGUACGUCCAAGUAGUUCUGAGAAUAUUCCAAAAUCUGUUGAAAAAGCAACAGAUGGAAAAUACCCAUCAAAACGAAACAAAAAUAAAAAAAGAACUGUAGUAGCUAAAGAGAAGGCAAAGGACCCUGAAAUUUGCCUGGGAGAAACAGAUAAUGAGAUUUCUGUAGUUUCUAGUCAGGGUUCUAGUUGUGGUGAUGGUACCCAGCAGUCCCAAGACAAGGAGACCACCCCUGGAAAGCGGCGUAAGACUCAAAGAAACCAAGCAUCUCCAAAGAUACGUCCAGUUUAUGAUGGACACUGUCCAAACUGCCAAAUGCCUUUUUCUUCAUUGCUGGGUCAGACACCUCGAUGGCAUGUCUUUGAAUGCUUGGAUUCUCCCCCGGUUUCUGAAACAGAGUGUCCUGAUGGUCUUCUAUGUACUUCAACUAUUCCUUCUCAUUACAAGAAAUACACUCACCUCCUCCUGGCUCAAAGCAGGGCUAGUCAUAGUCCUUUCAGCAGUCCAGCCCACAGGCCAGCUGGCAGUUUUGCUGAAACUGAUUCCGUCUUUCCUUGUGACCCAGAGGGAGGAUGGUCUCUGUAUCAGAAACAAACCAAAAACGUAAGUGUUUCAACUGAUGCCUGGUUGGUGACGCAGCGUCUAAGAAAAUCUCAGUCUCCAGCUGAAACCAAUAAAAAGAUUUCCUCUUCUACAAAUAGCCAAACCUCCCCACAAGUUCCUCAGUUUACAGAAUUUGUUAAUAAUGGCAAACUAGUAGUGGGUUUGCCCCUUGCUGAAGAAUUAGGCAGCCAAAACAGCUCAGAACACAUGAAUUUGUCAUUGCCAGAAAAUGACUUAAGCAACGGUGAAAUUUCCUAUUCUCCACUACAAAGUGAUGAAGAACUUUUUGAUGGAGAAGAGCUGACUGAGGCCCAACAGGAUCUAUUUUUUACAGAAAGCUCUAAAGAUGGCAGCCUAGGAGAUGACAACAGCUUCACAUUGGUUAAACGCCACGGUCUCUCAGACCAGAAAGAGAAUGGCCCCCAAGUAAAUAGCUUAACUCAAGAUGAAUACAGUGAAAAAAUGUACAGAUGCAGCCCUCUAAAUGAUUCAUCUCCAGUUAGGUUCCGGAAUGAGAGUAGUAGUUUCAGUGAUGAUCCAGCAUCUCCUAAUGGUGAGUUUUUGUUGUUUCCACCUGCGUUAGUAGAGAGACCUAUCUCUAAUUAUCCAGCUGCUAACACAGAAGUGGACCAGCCGGAACUGCUCUCAAGUAAACAGAAACAGGUAGUUGAAGAAUCAGCUGUUUAUGAUCAGAUUUCCCUUCCCUUAUUUAAGAGUGAAAUGUCAAAACCUUUUGAAAGCCAGGGAGAAGGAUGUCUUUCUUUCCAUCCAACCCCAAGUAAAAUUGGAAAAUUACCAAGUAAGAACAUCAGUACUAAGAAUAAUGCUAAUACAAAAUGUCUCUACAGAAAGGCAUUAGAUGGCAUGCUGGACAGUACAGUGUCAAAGACACAGAAAUUUUCUAGUGUUCCUGCUGCUGCUAAGCCUUUGAAAACACCACCAUCCUGUCCUACCUCUAAUGCAGCACACCCAUCUGCCAAGGCCAUGAAACAAAUGGAUAUUGGUGUGUAUUUUGGACUACCACCUAAGAAAAAGGAAGAGAAAAUGCUGGGGGAAAGUGCAUUAGAAGCGAUGAAUUCAAAUCCAAAUCAAACAAAGACCCGGCAGUGUAAGAGGAAAGCAGAAAAGUCUUUAAGUGAUUUAGAAUUUGAUGCACAGAAUUUAAAUGAAAGUCAGCUGUCUGUGGGAUUAUCUAGUCCAAGGUCACAACAUCAAAGAAAGAGACAUAAAAAAUCAGAUUCACUGCAGGAAGGAGCAUAUCAGAAGAGGUCAGGUCGCCUUACCAAUACAGAAUCUGAAGCAGUCACUUUAAGUAGAGACAUACCAGCUUGUCGCAGGCUGCCGAGAGGGAACAUGAAAAUUCCAGAGCCAUAUAACAUGAGCGAAAUAAGAAAAAGGACAUGUCCAUUCUAUAAGAAAAUACCUGGGACUGGCUUUACCGUAGACGCCUUCCAGUACGGGCUGGUGGAAGGCUGCACUGCUUAUUUUCUCACCCACUUUCACUCUGACCACUACGCUGGACUGUCUAAACACUUCACCUUGCCAAUUUAUUGUAGUGAGAUAACUGGCAAUUUGUUGAAGAGCAAACUUCAUGUGCAAGAGCAAUAUAUCCAUCCGUUGCCAAUGGACACUGCAUGUACAGUGAAUGGUAUCAAUGUUGUUUUGCUGGACGCCAACCACUGUCCAGGCGCAGUGAUGAUCCUUUUUUAUCUUCCGAAUGGGAACGUCAUCUUACACACCGGCGACUUCAGGGCGGACCCCAGCAUGGAGCGUUCUUUCCUGGCAGGCCAAAAAGUCCACACGCUUUACCUGGAUACCACGUAUUGCAGCCCAGAAUACUCCUUUCCGUCUCAGCAAGAGGUUAUCCAGUUUGCCAUCAACACUGCCUUUGAGGCUGUAACCCUAAACCCACGUGCUCUUGUGGUCUGUGGUACUUAUUCUAUUGGAAAAGAGAAAGUCUUCCUAGCCAUUGCUGAUGUUUUAGGGUCAAAAGUGGGAAUGUCCCAAGAAAAAUAUAAAACAUUACAGUGCCUCAAUAUACCCGAAAUUAAAUCUCUCAUCACUACGGACAUGUGCAGUUCACUGGUCCAUCUUCUCCCGAUGAUGCAAAUUACCUUUAAGGGUUUACAGAGCCAUUUGGAGAAGUGUGGUAGGAAAUAUGAUCAAAUUUUGGCUUUUAGACCCACAGGUUGGACACAUUCUAAUAAGUUUACUAGUGUAUCGGACAUCAUUCCCCAGACCAAAGGAAACAUUUCAAUAUAUGGAAUUCCUUAUAGUGAACACAGCAGCUACAAAGAAAUGAAACGCUUUGUUCAGUGGCUGAAGCCCCAGAAAAUCAUCCCCACCGUGAAUGUCGGCACCUCAGCAUCUAGGAGAACAAUGGAGAAAUAUUUUAAAGAGUGGAAACUGGAAGCUGGAUAUUGAUGUGGCCUGAAAGGACUCAGAAUUAGUUAAGCAACUUAGGUGCAGCUGGCUAGGAGUUAAUUCUUCAGUGGUAUGGAAUACACUUCAUGUAGAAACCUCACAGAGGCCACCCACAGUGCUGAUUCCCUCACCGUUUUUGAACAGCGUGGCUAUAGUGCUGAAAGCCUCUCAGCACCACCGUGAUCAUGGAGACCCGUGAGUCCCUGCCCCACCCCACAGGACACCUGUGUUCUGCAUCCAGUGUCAGAAGUAGAAACAAAGAGGUCCAGGGACCAAAAGGAUUUGUAUGUUCAUGGACUGGAGGUGAUAAACAUCAGUAAUUAUGUAUCACUAAGGUUAUUUAAUAUGGGGCAUAUUUUUAUGAGCUCAA
This is a messenger RNA of Condylura cristata (star-nosed mole), 4103 nucleotides long. RefSeq names its product DNA cross-link repair 1A (gene DCLRE1A). Bases 644 to 3733 code for a protein of 1029 amino acids. Gene Ontology annotation, biological process: interstrand cross-link repair; protection from non-homologous end joining at telomere; double-strand break repair via nonhomologous end joining. Gene Ontology annotation, molecular function: 5'-3' DNA exonuclease activity; damaged DNA binding. The record is from RefSeq and is a predicted model, not a curated record. NCBI's taxonomy places the organism in Eukaryota, Metazoa, Chordata, Mammalia, Eulipotyphla, Talpidae. The transcript is spliced from 9 exons.